This is a messenger RNA of Folsomia candida, 1396 nucleotides long. RefSeq names its product CAP-Gly domain-containing linker protein 1. The coding region runs from base 355 to 1194 and encodes 279 amino acids. The transcript is spliced from 7 exons. Lineage: Eukaryota; Metazoa; Arthropoda; Collembola; Entomobryomorpha; Isotomidae. The record is from RefSeq and is a predicted model, not a curated record.
UUUUAUUGCUUUGUCCCUAGUCGGACCAAGUCCACUUCAAUUCACGUUCCCCGACCAAGCACAACUUCGUGUUUUGCAUACGGAUUAAGUAAUUUAAGUGUUCAUUAAAACCAUUGUUUUACAUGCAUAAAUUUAAUUAACCGUGUAUUAAUUAAAAAUAAGUACAUAAUUGUCCAGAAAGGAUCUAAAAAUAAACUUGAAUUAUAAUUAAGUGCUUAAAAAAUCAACUGUUGGCGUGAAAUUGACUCAAUUUUUGUCACAAUUUUAGCCAAUCUUUUUUAAAACAAUCGUUCGUGAACUAAAUUUAAUUUUUGUCCCGGAUUUAUAAAACCGAUAAGAAAACCAAAAAUAACAAUGCCGGUCCAGACUCAAUUGGACCCCUCCUACUACGGCGUAAUGGACCCAUCGUCCUCCUCCCUGUCCGACCUUAUGAUCGGAGACGUCAUCUACAUCAACGGCGAAGGCGACUGGCGUGGGAAAAUAUGUUUUCUCGGAAGCGUUCAAUUCGCCAAGGGUGACUGGGCCGGCGUUGCUUUAGAUCAUCCCAUGGGUCACCACGACGGGACUGCCCACCACCGCCGGUACUUCCAAUGUCCCCCGAAUCACGGCAUUUUCACCCGGAUCCACCGCCUCUCUAGAAAAAUGCUCAUUCCGGAAACCUUAAACGGCGAAAAAUUAGGACUCACCAAAUUCCAGAGGGAAUAUUCCGCCUCUCCCGAACCCAUUUUGCACCCACGCUCGAAAUCAAAUUCUCGGGAAUCUUCCCCUUUCGGAUCCGGAUCACUGCGAAGCGUGUCCUUCUCACCGGACGAAUCUGGUGGUCGCGGGAGGAGUCCAACCCCGCCGAUAUCUCGGGAGCAAGCCCAGCUAAAAGUGGGUGACAGAGUUAUCGUCAAAAGCUCCGUGGGCGAUGCGAAAGUUGGAACUCUUAAAUUUUUGGGAACCGUAGAAUUCGAAGAGGGAGUCUGGGCAGGGAUUGAGUUGUCUUAUCCAAUCGGCAAGAAUGAUGGCACCAUUCGAGGACGAGAAUACUUCCGUUGUGAGCAUCCCUACGGUCUUUUCGUCCCCCUGCAUAAGGUCGAGUCCAGCCCGGCUAACAAGCUCGGAAAAAAGAUGGGCACACGGGAGAAUUUGUACGCCGUCAUGUCCUCCACCAGAGGAGUCAGGGCCGGCUCAUACGAAGACUAUUACUGAAGCAGAUAAGCUCCGAGCGUCCACGUCUUACCGCAACCAUAAAUACGUACUUAAAUAUGUAAAUAUGCACAAAAUAUCAAGCAACAAGACUUAUCAAGUUACUACUAAAAAAAGCUAACUUAUUAACAAACCCAUAAAUAAAUGAGCUUCUCUAUUUAUUAACCAAAAAGAAGUUUUCGCAUCUUAUAAAUAAAUAUAUAAA